UCCGUUCCGAACACAAUCCGUUCCGAACACGCACAGCUCCUAACACAAUCCGUUCCGAACACAAUCUUUUCCUAACACAAUUCGUUCCUAACACAAUUCGUUCCUAACACAAUCCGUUCCGAACACACACAGCUCCGAACACAAUUCGUUCCUAACACAAUCCGUUCCGAACACAAUCCGUUCCGAACACACACAGCUCCGAACACAAUCCGUUCCGAACACAAUCCGUUCCGAACACGCACAGCUCCUAACACGGCUUGUCCGGAACGCAGUCAACUUCAAACAAAAUUCGUUCCGAACGCAAUUACGGUCGUGCCAGUUCGGAACAACAUAACCCGUUCCAGAACACAGUUCGGUUGGGAACAACACAACACGUGUUGUUGUUGUAGUUGUGUCGGUGUUGUUGUUGUUGUGUGUGUGUGUGGCGUUGCGCAUAAGGCGGCAGCAGCAGUAGCAGCGAGCGGCGAUCGCUGCCGCCCUCGUCUCGUGCGCAGAAACGCCGCCACCACCACCACCCUCGCUCGCUCCUGCGAAUACGGCGAACAAUAAACAUCGGCGAACACACACACACACGCGCGCCGACAGACAACAACAACAGACACUAACUACAACAACAACAACAGAUAACGACGACGACGACCACCACCACCAACAAACAGCGAGGGUGGUAAGAGAGAGAGAAGAGGCCGCGGGGUGUCGAGGCUGCGAGGCGGCAGCGGCUGUUCAGGAAACAGCGGCGAGAGCCUGCCCUAGGCCGCACGGAUGAUGAAGAAAAGAGUCGUGAAGACUCCGAGCAGCCCGAGUGAGACCGUGGAGAAAGGCACUCAGACUGCGCAGUGUGACCAUGUCUGCUGCCUGGGCCACAGCACGGAGCUUGGAGACCCGCCGCUCCUGCAGAGACAAGUUUCCACCUCCAAGGCUGGCAUCCAGCAGAUCAUCGAAUGCUUCCGCUCCGGCACCCGGGAGCUGAGGAAUCUCCUGCUGCGGGAGGUGGACACGAUCUUCGAGUGCCGUCUGUGCCGGGGCCUCUUCCGGGGGCUGCCGAACCUGGUGACGCACCGUGAGCACUACUGCCGCACCGCGCUGCCCGGCAGCCAAGACGAGCUGGGCCAUGGCGACGAGCCAGGCCACACGCGCGUCACUCGGGACCUGCUGGACGCGAUGGCGCCGCGAGAUGACGUCGGCGAGGGCGGCGACGGCGACGCCCGCGGGGCGCCAGGCUACGUGCUGCGUCUGCAGGCCAUCGGCGGCAACCCCCACGCCGUCUUCCAGCACGUGAGCAGCGCCGGCGCCUCGGCACGCCGGGGCCCUUCGCAGGACGGGCAGCCCGUGCCGCGGCCGCCCGCCGCCGCCCUGGCCGGCGGGAGAGAUUCCGGCGCGGUGGGUGAACCGGGGCGGUCCGUGGCAAGAUGUUGUCUCCCUCGCCUGCGACCCAGCCGAGCGGCGGCGGCGGCAGGGAGCGACCCGCGUAAGAACCGCAAACUCUCCCGCUGCACGUUCUGCAAGGGCACGUUCACCUCCAAGAUCGGCCUGCGCCUGCACACGGCCCGGGUUCACCUCGGGCUGCUGCGCGCCGGGCGUCCGGACGCCGACUCGGCCGGCGUCGGCGCGGCGCCCGCGUCCCCGUCGUCGCCCGCCGCCGAGGGCCACCGCGAUCAUCCGCCCUCCCGCGACCGGACGUUCGGCUCCGGCGCCGAGCUCCUGGAGCGCCUCCUGGAGGGCGACCGCGGCGAGCGCGGAGACGGGCCCGGCGACGGCACCGCGUCGCCCGUGUCCGGCUCGCGGCCGCGGGGAGCCGCCGCCGGUGGCCACGGCCGCCCCGGCGCGGAGGAGGCCUUCGCGUCGGGGCUCUACUCCUCGCUUGGUGCGCCGCCGUCGCCCGACCCGCCGCCCGGCGGGGCCCCGGGGUCGUCCCGGCGGCUCUCCGCGCCGAGGGCCGACGCCGGGUUCGUCGACUCGGCCGGCGGCCGGGAAGGGACGGCCCUCGACGACGACGGCGGAGACGGCGGCGACGGCGGCGACGGCGACGGCGGAGGAGGGAGGGGGAACUCGGCGGUGGCCGAGCCGGGGGAGGUUGGGUCGUCGGCGACAUCGGUGCUGGCGGCGACGCCGCAAGGCGACGGGCCGGCCGGCGGCGACGCGGGGCGGGCGCAGGGCGGGAGCCGGCGUGCGCCCAAGGCUCACAAGAACAAGUUCUGUCCCCUGUGCUGCAAGGCGUUCUUUGACCACCGCGGAGUCAAGAAGCACCUGAAGAAGGUCCACAAGGUGAGGAGGAGUAAAGCGGCGGCGGCGGCGGCGGCUGCGGCGGGAGACACCGAGCGGAAACGCGAGCCUCCCGGCAAAGCGCCGGGCGAGCCGGAAGCGCGUGCCGCCGAUCCCGGUCUCGACAAAUCUCCUGGCAGAGCCGUGGGCAGGGUAAGGAAACUCCGCGGGGUCGGCGAAGCGAGUGAGCGCACCGAAGGCGGCGGCGGCGGCGGCGGCGGUGGGGAGGGUCGGCGCUCCAACAACGUUUGCCCCGUGUGCGACAAAUCCUUCUCGAGGUCUAGCCACAUCACGCGGCACAUGGAUACCAUGCACCCGGCCACGCAGCAACCCGGCACCACCGCCGCUGCCGGCGCCACUGCCGCCGGCCCUGGUGCCGGCAACGCCGUUGUCGGGGUGAAGGAGGCGCCGCUCAAAAAGAGCCGGUGCGGUAAAAAUGCUCCGGCCGCGACGACGGCCAAGAAGGCGACUCGUAAACCGCCGCCGCCGCCGCCGCCGCCGCCGCCGCCCGCCGACGCCCGGGGAAGCGACACUCGCACGCGGAGGGACGCCGGGCAACUUGGCGGCGUGGGUCGCGUGGGCGGGCGGAAACGGGCCGCCGAGUCGCCCUCGCCAGCUGCGCCCAAGGCGCCCAAGUUGCUGCCCAAGCCGCCGGCGAAGCCCCCCAAGCCGGCGGCGUCGUCGUCGGUCGCCGCCCCCGACGCCGCCGCCGCGCGCUUCCGGGCGCCGGCGGCGCUGUGGCGCCACGCCAGGACGCACUUCUCCCGCGACCGCCGCUUCGUGCGCCUCUUCCGGUGCCCGCGCUGCGACUUCGAGUCGUGCGCCCGCGACGCCGUCGGGGUGCACCUCGUGGCCACGCACCGGCCCAAGACCAAGGACCGGGCCGCCCUGCUGCUGCGCGUGCACAAGGAGCAGAUGCUGAGGCCCGCGAAGGCCGCCCUGCAGUCCAUCCUGCGGCGGCAGCAGCAGCUGCAGCAGCGCGACGCGCGGUGCACCGGCCGCGCCCCCCUACCGUGCGUGCACGUGGGGCCGGUCGUCUGGGCCGCCAAAGACUGCACGAUAAACGCGCAGAGGAUGUGCUCCUCCGGGGUCGAUGGCGCGGGGUACGAGAGGAGGACGUGCAAUCGGGAGACGGUGGACGGCGGUGGUGGCAGCGGCGCGGUGCGGUGUGCGGAGCCGUCGCCUGGGGGUAACGGCCACUCGGGGGGCGGUCGCCCCGGGCCCCGCACUGUGGGGGGCUUCCCCCCCUCCCGCGCCUCGACGUCGCGCUGCCAGAUGUGA
Petromyzon marinus (sea lamprey) is the source of this 3543-nucleotide messenger RNA. The record is from RefSeq and is a predicted model, not a curated record. Lineage: Eukaryota; Metazoa; Chordata; Hyperoartia; Petromyzontiformes; Petromyzontidae.